Vicia villosa (hairy vetch) is the source of this 1231-nucleotide messenger RNA. Its product is annotated as protein OXIDATIVE STRESS 3 LIKE 1-like. The record is from RefSeq and is a predicted model, not a curated record. The transcript is spliced from 2 exons. NCBI's taxonomy places the organism in Eukaryota, Viridiplantae, Streptophyta, Magnoliopsida, Fabales, Fabaceae. Bases 196 to 918 code for a protein of 240 amino acids.
AAACAAAUACAAUCUGUCAAAAAAUAUACAAAAUAAAUAAUUAUAUGCUAAUUCUGUUAAGAAUGUGACAUACAAAUUUUCAAGGAUAAAGCAUUGUUAAGUCCACAAUAUUGUUUUGUCUCUUAUCCAUAUCUUUCUUACUCUUUCUCUAUAAAGCUAGUGUUUGGUUUGAUAUUUUUAUGAGAGUUGGUCUGAAUGGUAGUUCCAUUCAGCCUUUUGGAUAAAAUGAUAACAGAAGAAGAAAAGGCAUGGAUGUUGGUAGAGGGUGAAGAUGAGGAUGAACAAUGCUCAUCUUCAACUACAUCUUCCAUUGGGAAGGACAGCGAUGAGUCAAAAUGCGGUGACAUAGACGAUGAGAAUGAGGUUCAGAAUGCGUAUAAAUAUGAUGAACCAUUCAACAUGAUGGAAUCACUCCAAGACCUUCUUCCGAUCAGGAAGGGAAUCUCAAAGUACUAUGAUGGAAAGUCCAAGUCAUUCAUGAGUUUAGCGAAUGCUGUUUCUUCAUCAUCCGUUAAAGAUAUUGCAAAACCAGAAAAUGCCUACACAAGGCGGCGCAGAAAUCUGAUGGCCUUCAAUCUUGUUUGGGAGAAAAAUAGAAAUUUUCUUUUGAAAAGUAACAAUGGUGCAAUUUCUAAGAGAACAAUAAGCUUGGAUAGAAGCACUGUGGCUCUUGCAUUUGCAAUGAACUGUGAUAGCAGCAGUAGUUGUUCCAGCGAGGAAUCAACUUCAAGCUCAAAUCCUAGGUCUCCUCCACCUCUUCAACGAAGUCAAGUGUCUAGUGCAAGUUCAAUACCAAGCUCUUAUAUUCAACAGAAUUUUUCAGAUUGGCAAUCAUUCUCACUGGCUGAUCUCCAACAGUGUGAUAUAAUUGAAAUGAAUUCCUCCCUGAGAAAUGAAGCUGAGCAUCUAUCACGAUGAACUAAAUAACUCAACUAUGACUGGACUUCUUUGGUUGAAUAUCUGUGUGCUUACCAUUUAUCUCUAAGUGAGUGAGCUGGUGAUUGCACAUGAAACUAAUAAUAGAUCAUUAAAUCUUUAAUUUUAGGGUAUCUGUCUGUCAUAGAAUACAGCAGGCCAUGCAAGCACUGACUCAAUAAACACUGAUUAUUUAUGUCAUUGUAAUUGUUUUUUCUUGUAUGUAUUGGGUCAUCUUCGGAAUUUUAAGACAUCUAGUAAAACGUUCAUGGAGAUUUGAUAUGGAUAAUAUCGUAGAAAAAAAAAUAUGGAAAUU